This is a messenger RNA of Lepus europaeus (European hare), 1517 nucleotides long. It is a transcript of the gene HSD17B7, whose product is annotated as hydroxysteroid 17-beta dehydrogenase 7. The transcript is spliced from 9 exons. Gene Ontology annotation, cellular component: endoplasmic reticulum membrane. The coding region runs from base 37 to 1110 and encodes 357 amino acids. NCBI's taxonomy places the organism in Eukaryota, Metazoa, Chordata, Mammalia, Lagomorpha, Leporidae. The record is from RefSeq and is a predicted model, not a curated record. Gene Ontology annotation, biological process: cholesterol biosynthetic process. Gene Ontology annotation, molecular function: estradiol 17-beta-dehydrogenase [NAD(P)+] activity; 3-beta-hydroxysteroid 3-dehydrogenase (NADP+) activity; 5-alpha-androstane-3-beta,17-beta-diol dehydrogenase (NADP+) activity.
GGGAGGUGGGGCCUGAUUGGGCCGCGGUGAGUGCGGAUGGGCGUGUCCGCCGCCGAGGAAGCGGUUGGAUCCGAGCACUUCCGACGGCGUUUGGGGUGCGCGAAGAUGAGGAAGGUGGUUUUGAUCACGGGGGCGAGCAGUGGCAUUGGCCUGGCCCUCUGCAAGCGGCUGCUGACGGUAGACGAUGGGCUGCACCUGUGUUUGGCGUGCAGGAACAUGGGCAAAGCCAAAGCCGUCCGUGCUGCCCUGCUGGCCUCUCACAGCAGUGCCCAGAUCACCAUGGUACAGGUGGAUGUCAGCAACCUGCAGUCGGUGUUCCGGGCUGCUGAGGAACUUAAACAAAGAUUUCAGAGGUUAGACUACGUGUAUUUAAAUGCUGGAAUCAUGCCUAAUCCACAGCUGAAUGUCAGAGCACUUUUCUCUGGCCUCUUUUCAAGAAAAGUGAUUCAUAUGUUCUCCACAGCUGAAGGACUGCUGACCCAGGCUGACAGGCUCACUGCCGACGGGCUCCAGGAGGUGUUUGAAACCAAUAUCUUCGGCCACUUUAUCCUGAUUCGGGAACUGGAACCUCUCCUCUGUCACAGUGACAAUCCAUCUCAGCUCAUCUGGACAUCAUCUCGCAACGCAAGGAAAUCUAAUUUCAGCCUUGAAGACAUCCAGCACAGCAAAGGCCAGGAACCCUAUAGCUCUUCUAAAUACGCCACUGACCUUCUCAACGUGGCUUUGAACAGGCACUACAACCAGCAGGGCCUGUAUUCCAGUGUGGUGUGCCCAGGCACAGUGUUGACCAAUAUGACAUAUGGAAUUCUACCUCCCUUCAUAUGGAAACUGCUGCUGCCAUUCAUAUGGUUGCUUCGCUUUUUUGCAAAUGCUUUCACUUUGACACCAUACAAUGGAACAGAAGCACUGGUUUGGCUUUUCCAUCAAAAGCCCGAGUCUCUCAACCCUCUGACAAAAUACAUGAGUGCUACCACAGGCCUUGGAAACAAUUAUGUAACGACCCAAAAGAUGGACCUAGAUGAAGACACUGCUGAAAAACUUUACCAAAGUUUACUGGAACUGGAAAAGCAUGUUAAAGUCUCACUUCCAAAGGCAGAUCCCUGGAGCUGACAGUGGCAAGGCCUGAAACCUCGCCUGUCUUCUUUGCAUUGCAGGGCAUGUGGAUUUCCAUUGAGCUUGGGUGACAGGCAUUUUUAGUAGACUGUGAGCUAGGCCUCUUCUCCUGCUUUUCAGAAUUAAUUCUAAGACCAUGUAGGUAUGCCUGUGUGUGUCUGUGUGUGUAUACACUUGAGAAAAAGAUGGGUACAAUAAAAAUAUGCAUUAGAUGUUCUCCAGAGUGUUGUCACAUCACCAUUACUGGAGCCGCCUGAUAGGACACCUGUUUAUGUUCUACCAGCAGGAUCCCAAGCUCAACUCUACAGGAUGUAGUAAGGACUUGAAUGCCUGUGACACAGGCACACGCUGAACCUCCUCUUGGCCAGCCUCUGUGAGAGGAAGUCCUGGGGGGGUGAGGAGGU